UUGUUGAACCCCAAUACCAGGAGUUUCCAGCAAUCCUCUACGUAAAUAAUACCAUCUCGAUAACUAAAUUAAUAAUUUUGAAUGGUAUUUCAUAAUGGCUGGAAGAGAUCGGCAAUACGAAACACCAGAAGAUGUUUUCCAGAAGAUCCUGUGCUGGAUUCAGGACGAAAAUCCUGACUCGAAAAAACUGGUUGAAAAUGCCGUCAGUCACAUCGAUUCAGAGGUGGGAUGGGCACUUAAACCGUUGGAGAGAACUUGCGUAGAAUUGCAAUACGUCAACGCCCUCUUGACGAUGUGGGUAAGGAGCAGUUCAGAAAAGGCGUUUAUCCACUUGGAGAAUGAAACGUUCGACAUCAACACAACUAUGUCGACUGUCUUGGACGAACUGGAUUCCAUCAAUUCGUUCGAAGAUAUUAGUACCAAACUAAAUGCAGAGGAAUCACAGCUUCGGACUUGGUUUGGUGGACGCUGUCGAUAUUUCCAGUUGAUUCUCCAACAAGAAGAACUGUUCAAAAACACGCCCCGUUUCGCCCUUCUCUUGAACCAAAAUUUCCACAAACUGAAGAGUUGUUUUAUCGAUAAGAUCUUUUCUCGAUGCAGGAAUGACAUCCUCAACGACGUUGAUGGUGCUGUACUUGUAAAAUUCAUUUCGCAUCUGACUGACUUUUUGACAAAAGCCAAUGAAGACGAAAAAUUACAACACGUUCUGGAGGCUCAUGUACUAGAAAGCAAUAUAAAGAUAAAUAGCAGAGAGACAGAUUGGCAACAAUGGAUUAACAUCCUGGUUGGAAAAAUCUUGAAAACAUUCCCGCCGGCAGAAAGCGAUAGCGAGAUAAGUGCAGUUCCCGAAUGGAUACAGCGUUUCAAGUUGGCUGCGUCGCCAAUAAACAAGUGGACACCAAAACUGAAUUUACUUAUCAGAGAGAUACACAAAAAACUCUUGCUGCCAGAAACCACAAUCAAAAUGAGAACAGAACACGGAAGGAAAACUAUUUCCAUUAAUGGCGUUUCUAUUUUUGUUAGUAAACUUAUGGGGAAAAUGAGGGAAUUAAAAGCCAGUAAUGAAGACGUACAGGAAAUACAAAUUGCUGGAUAUUCUUCCGUUCACAUCGAUUGCGAUUUGGACAAUGACAUCUGGCAUGGAAUCAAUAUAGGUCUCGUUACUGAUAAACUUAUCGUGUGCGCCAAUGAGGACCAGAAAAUAGUAUGGGAUGUAUCAGGAAAACAUGCUACCACCAAAUCAAGACAAAAUGAAUCAAACUCAGGCGAAAGCGGUGGUAAUGUUCUUAUUAAGUGCAACCAAGUUAUCGGAGCUGAGCAAUGGACGAUCGCAUCCAAUGGAGGGAACGGAAGUUCUGGUCUCAAGUGGUCGGUGGAAGAACUUCAAGAAAUUUUUAGUCCCAUACUUCCACUUGAUGCGAAUGAAAAUACAAAAAUAGAGGGUAAGCAAGUUUUCAAGCCACCGGCAAUAAAAGAUCUCUGUAAGAGUCUAGAGGAUAGACUGUUUGAAGACUAUGACUACAUGCGCACAAGUCACGUAGAAAUAAAAGGAGACGGAUCAAACGAACCUACUGCAAGGUCAGGCACGCUUGGAGAUGGCAGCGAAAUCCAGUUUUCGUUGUAUGAAAGCAAAACAGGAAUACGGCACACGCUCAUACUCUGUCAAGGUAACCAUUUUGGACAAGGUGGCUAUGGCGGGGACAUAAUCUUGGAAUUGUCUGAUAAAGGACGUGGCAUCCCUUCUGUUGGCAUGGAAGUGUAUCAAGCAAUGGGCGCAGGUGGUGUUGUUUAUAAGGCGUCUGUUUCAGACGGCAAAACGGGGCAAGCAAAUGGCGAUGUAGGUUUCAUCUACAAUGGGGACAAGGCUCAGCAAGGAAAUUACAUAGGAUUUGAAAACGACCAAAAACUAGAAAUCCAAUACUACUCCAAGAAAGAAGAAUUACAAAAAGAUAAGGUUGCUUUAUACGUAAAGACUAGUGAUGAGUUGGGAAACCGACGUUAUGCAACAAUUAUACCACCAUCUGAGAAGCAGAUGGAUAUAACUGAUAUAGGCGGAUAUCACCCAUUGGUCACACCAACGAAGAAAAAUGGCGUCAUUCGUCAUAGCCUCAACCGUCAUUUUUCAAAGGUAAAUGAAUGGAAGCAAAUGAAAGAAUCGCUUUGGAAAUUUUUUUUGUCCAGUACUGCGUUGGAAGACAACGAAUCGCAAAAUGUCGACGAAUUGAUGGAGGAAAUUCAAAAUAAUGAGGCACAAUUCAGUGAUUUAGUCUACGAGCAACUCAAUCAAGAGAAGAUAGGGUGCACUAAGCCAGCGCCUGUCAUCAAGUGCAUCUCAGCCGGUGAUUCAAGCGUAUCUCAGGAAGCAUUUAGCAAACAUCGAACACUUAGCAAAGCCAAUAAGGAUAACCGACAAAUGCUUGAAAGUUUCCUGAACGACAAUUCAAAUCGAUGCAUUCCAGACACCUGGAAACAGAUGUCAGACGAAAUGAAAUCAAAAUCCCGAAAAAAAAUUGAAAGCCGCGAAGAUCGAAUAAUAUUCAUCUUGAGUUACAUCAAUUAUCAAAGGAAAGAAGGAGAAAAAGAAAAUAUAAGAAAGAAAUGGAAAAAAAAAAUUAAAGUCGAUGCAAUCAAAGAAGAUGAUCUCAAAUCGUUGGCCGUGUUUUUGUACGACUUUGAGUGCGCCGUGCAGCAACUUCGUAAACCGGUAGACAAUAACUUCCGCCUUCGCAACACCCAGAUUCUGGCCAUACUGAUGUUGUUCCCUAAUUCUAUGGUAAAUGUUGAGAGAAGAUUAGCUCAGGUAUUUACCGGCGAGGGCAAGUCGUUCAUUGUGGCUGCAGUGGCAAUUGCUCUUGUUCACGGUUAUUACUACGGCGGUAAGAUAUCGAACCAACGAAUCGACGUCAUUACCAGUAACGAUUUAUUAGCACUUCGAGAUUCAAAUCUUUCGGUAGCUGAAGGAGGAUUGAAGGAUCUCUAUGAAUAUUUCAGCGUACCAGUGGCAAACAACUGUAGUGAAUCGGAAGAUGAACGCAAAGCAAGUUAUACUGCUAACGUAGUGUACGGACAGUUAGCCCAUUUCCAGCGUGAUUAUUUAUUGACAAAAUUCUACAGCCGUAAUAUUUAUUACAGCAAACAAUUGUUAUUCGCCAUUAUUGACGAGGUGGAUUGUCUAUUGCUUGACCAAGGAAACAACACCCUCUAUUUGUCGCACGAGAUUCCUGGCAUGGAAACUUUGGAAUCUUUGUACGUUUUUAUUUGGGAAAAAGUGCGCAACCCAUCUGUUAACAAAAAAAAAUCGAAAGAACAGGUGAAGAAAUUAAUUAAAUCUGAUGUCUUGUUCGAUUUGUACGGUGUUACAACUAAAGAAGAUCUGAAGUAUGUCCACGCGCCAUUGGACGAAUCGGAAAAAGAUGCACUAUGGAAUCAUCUAAUUAAGAAAGAAGUGAUUAACUUACAAGGACAUCUACUCAUAACUGACGCCAGCCAAAUUACAAACGAGAAGGUUAAUUGCAUCCCAAUUCAAAUCCAAGGGAAGGAUUUAAACGCGAAAUUGGUUUUCUAUUUCCGCAAAGUAGCUAAUCGCCAGCGUCGUAUCCGAAUACCUUCUCAUCUACUUACCUUUGUUGAUCGAAACCUUGACACUUGGUUGAAUAGCGCCUUUCAGGCUUUGGAUCUAAGACGUGACGAGCACUACGUCAUUGAUCAAGACCGCACAGACAGUAGCCCGGAUCUCAAUCCGCAAGUGAUUAUAAUCGAUCCCGACACUGGAACUGAUCAAACUUUAUCGCAAUGGGACGGAGCCCUUCAUCAGUUUCUUCAGCUUAAGGAAGGGUGUAAAUUGACGCUGCAAAGUCUCAAAGCGGUUUACAUCUCAAAUGCCGUAUAUUUGUUAAAAUACUAUGGGGUAUUGGGUGUAUCAGGGACGCUAGGGUCCGAACAAGAACAGAUUUUUCUACAGGAUACAUUUAAGUGUCAGUUAUGCCCCAUUCCUAGGGCUUUCCCUAAGCUAUUUCAGAAAAAAGAUCCCCAAAUCCUGUCAACAGAAGUAGAAUGGCUAAAUGCCAUUGUCAUGGAGACCAAGACUAUUAUCGAGGCAGGACGUUCGAUCAUCCUUUUUUGCAAGUCCAUCAAAGUUGCCAAUGUCGUUCAUCAACGUAUAGAGAGUUCCAAUCCUGGGCUAAGUGUAAACCAUCGUCUCCAUCGGUACACACGCGAUUACGAGAAAUUCGCAUUUGAAAGCAGUGAGCUGAACAUUGGGCAUGUUAUCGUAGCUACCAACUUGGCCGGGCGAGGAACCGAUGUGAAAAUCAGCCAACAACUGUGCGACAAUGGAGGAUUGCAUGUGUGCCUAACUUUUUUUCCUGAAAGUGAACGAAUCGAGGAACAAGUGAUGGGCCGGGCAGCUCGCAAUGGGGCACCCGGAAGUGGAAUUCUCUUAUGUAAACCAAUUUCACACGAACAGAAGACGCCUGACAAAAACGAUACCCAAGAUUGGGCAACAAUUUCCGCCAUGGAGGAAACACGCGAUGAUCAAGAGAAACAACGCAUUGCUCGGUUGGAAAAAGAUUUUGAAGCCACAAGAGAUCAAGUGAAAUUAUUCGAUAUUUUCUCAAAAUAUUAUACUACCCUAAGGAAACAACUAUGUGAGGAAAAAUACAGUGAUCAGGAAGUACGUGCCAUCUGUGGAAGUGUAUUGGAUCAAUGGGCUUUGUGGCUGGACGAAAUGGAUGAUUUCCCAUUCGACGUGAAAAAAUACUUGUACUCAACGAAAUUGAUUCCAAAAUUAGAAAUUCCUGAGCACAACUUUCCUUGUAACAGUCAAGCUGAUUGGAUGACACCAGCUCGUUUAGUUGUCGUUGCCAAACAUUUGGCCACUGGUAACAAGAAAUCGAAGCUUUCGACUGCAGCCAAUAUUUUGGAACACCUCAUCCAAUCAAAAGACAACCAAUUUUAUCCCGCUGCCUACUACUACCGCGCAUUCAUUUUUCUAAAGGAAGAUUUUGGAACAAAUAAAGAUGAAUUCAUCAAAAUAUUGCGUACAUGUGAAAAUGUAUUAAGUGAGCAAAUCAAUAUGCAAAUAUCGAAUUUUUCGGUCGUCCGUGCGACAGAAAGGAAAACUAAUCGGCCUGAUUCGUUUUGUGCUGUUGAUGGCUAUACGCAGCAAAAAGAUAACAUUGUUAACCUGUUUCAAUAUUUCCUUGGCUCAGUUCGAUCCUUGUUGGGAACCGAUUGCUCCAUUGAAGACUUUGAAGCAGCAGGACGUCUGCCCGAAAAAGUUAAGAAUCUUUUGGAAAAAAAUCUCAAUAACUUUGAAAAGUGGAUUGAACGGGAAAUUCAUAAAAGCUCGAAAUUUUUCCAGAAAAAAGACGAUAAAAAUGAGGAACUGAAGAAUUUUACUAUUCCGAUCGAAAAGGUGGCAGAAUAUUUCGAUCUGUUAUUGGAUGGCGAGUCCAUGUGCAUUGGCCAUCAGCUGAACAAUGCCAGCACCGUACCGAGAUGGAACUCUUCCGUCGAGCAAAUUGAAGAAUCCAAUUGGAAAACGGCCAUUGUUCGGGUAGCAAACGCUUACGGUGUCUGCGCGUCGACCUUAGAAAAAGCUAUCAAGCAGGCGGUGAAAAAGGAACUAAGUAAAGAGAACAUUGAAAAAGAAUUUGAAAACCAGUUAAAAAGAAAGUUUGAAGAAGAGAAUUUGAUUCCCUGUACGAGAGAAUCGUUCUGGGCGGAGCUGAUUAAAAGCGGAGCAUUGUUCGAUAACGAAAAUUUCGUCGCCGUGGAAAACAGCAUCGUCGACAGGUUCAAUCUAGAUCGCGACGAGGCCAAAGAAUUAGAUUCAAUAGCCAAGGAAUACAUCCUGUAUGAUCCUAUUGAGUACAACAAACCUGGAGAAGAAAAGAGAAUCAUUUUUUCGCAGAAUUACGUCGAAGACAAGCUUUAUGGCAACCGAGAGUACAACCGUAGCGGAGAUAAAUUUAGAUUCAACAAGAUGGCCAAAAUUGAUGUUGCGAAACUCAAAUCAGUCAACUUGAAGCUGUUUGGCCAGUUAAAAGACGACGAUUUACGUAAGGCCGAUAUUAGUCAAGCGGAACGCAAAGCAAUUAUGGGCGAACUGCAAAAUCAAAAUAUUAUCGACGACGCUGGCAAUCUCUCACCUAAUUACGAUGGUCAAAGUUUUAAAUAUCCAAACUGUCCUGCGUACGAAGACACUGUGAUGCGUCUAGUGGCGACCAAGUUGCGUGCCGAAAUAGUUAGACGACAUUGGCUGAAGAGUGAAGACAAUGCGAAUCGUCUCGAAGUAAUCAACUUGUUGCCUUUGACACCUUAUCGAGAUAUGCUGGAUGACUUGAUUGCUGCCUAUGUCAUUUCUGGGGUCCGACUAAAGGAAAUGGACGAACGUGUCCUCGAAAGAAAAGUGCAUGAAAUCACCAAUAACGACCAUGAACGUCAAUGUAUUUUGGAUUUUUUGAAAAGCCGACAAGCAAUUUACGAAGCUACGUGGUUAGUAAAACAAGACACCGCGCUUGACUUCAUCGACAGUGAUAUCCGCAAGGUAAAAGCCAACACUGUCGAACGCGAGUUGGAUCUUUUUCGUUUGAUGGGAUUUGAUCAUGUAAUGUACAUGAAGGAUCACCAAACAUCUAGAAAACAGAUGGUCUUGACAUCCCUAUUUGUACCAUUCAUUAUCAUUGGCGGAGCUGUUUCAAUUAGUGCUGGGGCUGUCUUAACCAUCUUCAGUAAAAUUUUGCCGUUCAAUGUCGCAAAAGAUUUGCUUUUGAUGGGCGGUCUCUCUGACAUUAUCUACGUAUUGUCGUGCUCGUUAUCCAAGCACCAAAUCGGCAUAUCUGGUUAUGUUCAUCAGAGAAUUCAAAGUGCAACAGGAAAAAUGAAUUUCGUAGAAGAGGGGAAGUCUCUCUGGAAGCUAUUAAAAUCAAACAAAUCUGAUAGCCAAAGCUACAGACCUGCUGUCCGAUUCCACAUGGACGGCUUUCACCAAGGGCGAGUACGAGACAAACUUGGCGAAACGGAACAGUACAAGAUUGUCAACGCGUUAUUUGAGCUUAAAAAUAUGCCGAUGAAAACUUGUGAAGAAGCUGACGAUCUAAUCCACUAG
This is a messenger RNA of Daphnia carinata, 7111 nucleotides long. RefSeq lists its product as uncharacterized. The coding region runs from base 95 to 7111 and encodes 2338 amino acids. NCBI's taxonomy places the organism in Eukaryota, Metazoa, Arthropoda, Branchiopoda, Diplostraca, Daphniidae. The transcript has 4 exons. Gene Ontology annotation, molecular function: ATP binding; ABC-type protein transporter activity. The record is from RefSeq and is a predicted model, not a curated record. Gene Ontology annotation, biological process: protein targeting; protein import. Gene Ontology annotation, cellular component: membrane.